AUGAAUUGGCUUGAGAGACGAAACGACGCCAUCCAGGUGAACCCAAACACGCAGAACAAUAAGCAUGUCGACAUUGCCAUCACUGUUCGCGGCUCCGACUUUUACUUUGCCAUCUGCGCUAUUAUGGGAUUUGUUGCUUUGGGCACGAUCGCCGCAUCUGCUAUGAAACCUCGUACAGAUCGUAUAUUCUUCUACAUCACGGCUGCUAUCAACAUGACUGCUUGUAUUGCUUACUUUACUAUGGGCUCCAACCUUGGCUGGACACCCAUUGAUGUCGAGUUUCAGAGAACGUGGCCCAAGGUUGCGGGUGUCAACCGCGAGAUCUUCUAUGCUCGCUAUGUCGAUUGGUUCGUCACUACACCACUGCUUCUGAUGGAUCUUCUCCUUACUGCUGGACUACCUUGGCCUACCAUUCUCUACACCAUCUUCCUCGACGAAGUCAUGAUCGUUACUGGUCUCAUUGGUGCUCUUGUCAAAAGUCGAUACAAGUGGGGCUUCUGGACAUUCGGCACCAUCGCCAUGUUCGGCAUCUUCUGGAACCUUGCCAUCGAAGGCCGCAAACACGCCAAACACCUCGGAUCAGACGUCUCUCGCACAUACACCAUCUGCGGUUGUCUGACCUUGUUCAUCUGGCUGUGCUACCCCAUCUGUUGGGGAGUCUCUGAAGGUGCCAAUAUCAUUCCUCCCGACUCUGAAGCUGUGUUCUAUGGCGUCUUGGAUUUUUUGGCCAAACCUGUGUUUUCCAUUGCGCUGAUUGUUGGGCAUUGGAACAUCAAUCCUGGAAGAAUGGGACUGAAGUUGCGGGAUUAUGAUGAAGAGCCCAGUUACUUUGGUCCUAAGAAUGGGGCUGAAGCUGCUAAAGAACGUGGGCAUGCUGAUGGUGCUGUAGAUGGAGUCGUCUAG
Molecule: messenger RNA, 903 nt
Organism: Aureobasidium namibiae CBS 147.97
Lineage: Eukaryota; Fungi; Ascomycota; Dothideomycetes; Dothideales; Saccotheciaceae
Product: family A G protein-coupled receptor-like protein
Exons: 3
Coding region: 1-903 (300 amino acids)
Biological process (GO): monoatomic ion transport
Cellular component (GO): plasma membrane; endoplasmic reticulum
Molecular function (GO): monoatomic ion channel activity
Source: RefSeq, a predicted model, not a curated record